CCUGAACCAUCUACCACACCACAGCAGGUCCCGUCUCGUCUUUGAUUCUGUGUUGCGCGAAGAAGAGAAGAAGCAAUGGCGUGGAGAGGAAACGUAUCGAAGUCUCUCAAAGAGCUCAGGAUCCUUCUCUGUCAAUCUUCCCCAGCUAGCGCUUCCGCCAGAACGUUCGUGGAGAAGAAUUACAGAGAUUUGAAGUCUCUAAACCCUAAGUUCCCCUUCCUGAUCCGCGAAUGCAGUGGGAUCCAGCCUCAGAUGUGGGCGCGAUAUGAUAUGGGUGUGGAGAGGUGUGUAAAUUUGGAUGGGAUGAGCGAGUCACAGAUUCUCAAGUCUCUUGAAGACCUUGUCAAAGCCGGAGGAGCUACAAAAGCCUAAGGUUAUUUGUUUUGUUUUUGUUUUUGUUUCUCCAGAUGAUCCCGAAUAAGCUUUAACCGGAAACACUCAUUUGACAUUUUCCCGUCAAUCUACUAUCGAUUACUUUCGUUUUGAGUUGUUUUUUUCUUCUUCUUGAUGAUGUAAUCCUUGAACUUGGUAUACAUCAAAACCUUUCCAUAUGA
Raphanus sativus (radish) is the source of this 554-nucleotide messenger RNA. Its product is annotated as NADH dehydrogenase [ubiquinone] 1 alpha subcomplex subunit 2-like. Bases 76 to 372 code for a protein of 98 amino acids. Lineage: Eukaryota; Viridiplantae; Streptophyta; Magnoliopsida; Brassicales; Brassicaceae. The record is from RefSeq and is a predicted model, not a curated record. The transcript is spliced from 3 exons.